AUGAGUUCUGUCCCACCUGCCAAAACCUCGAGACUUCUGUGGGUGUCUUUUGAUGGUACCCUAGCCGGCGGACUCGGCAGCUGUCGCGACACAGUUGUCUCAGUCUUGCCUGACCUCAUAUCGCAGAGCGAAAACCUCAACCAUGUUUUCGUCCCAGGCGUAGGGUCCGGCUUCACCCCUUUCACUCGUGUUUUUGGCGUCCUCUGCGGUUGGGGAACCCAGCACAACGUCGUCACUGCAUACAGAAGCAUUGCCACAGCUUAUGUUCCUGGUGAUAAAAUUAUACUGUGCGGAUAUUCCCGAGGUGCCUGGGCUGCUCGGUACCUCGCCCAAAUCAUCAGCCUUCUUGGUCUACCUAGACGGUGCGAUAACAAUUUUAUCCAUCUCUUGGAUAAACAAUGCGACAAGGAUCCAAUGUUCCAACUUCCCGUCGACCCCAAGCUAUUGGAAUAUGACAGGUGGAACAAUGUCGAGAUUGAAGCUUUGUGUUGCUUCGACACAGUCGGCUCCCUAGGGUUGCCAUUGUACGGCAUCGCUAAGCCACUGUCCAUCCUUCGCCGGGGGCCAAGAAAAGCAGACAUUGUCUCUACAGUAGCAAGCAACGUCAAGAAUUCCUUCCACUGUCUAGCUCUCCACGAGCAACGAGAACCAUUCAGUCCAACAUACAUGAGAGGGAAGAAUGUCCAUCAAGUUUUCUUCGUCGGUAACCACGGCGAUAUGGGCUGGAUUGACCGACGCAAAGAAAGCUUUGUCCAUGCCCCUCUCGCCUGGAUUGUCCAACAACUUCAGUGGCACUCCGGUAUGCGGUUCGAUGAAGUGAAGCUCAACGAGUACUUCCCCAGCUAUGGUCGCGAUCCAGGUGACAACUUACCGUGCAUAGACGGUCCCAUUGCCCGUACAAGUCGUAUUACUCGAUUAUUCAUGGGGAUUAAGAAGCGCCAGCCAUGGAAUGCCGCGAAUUACUUGCGUACAGCUGACAACGGCAAGAAUAAUGGCCCUGAACCCACGUGCGACGCGUGCGACACUAUCCUCUCCGACGUCCAGAUACACGUCAGUGCUCGUUAUUACGAACAGCCAGAACUCGCUGUCCCAGGCUACACACAGAACGCCCCUAUCGAGGGGAAAUUUCACUGGAUACAACAGGGCAACGCACUGCAGUCACAGGGGUGGAGAUUUCUUGGCAAUUCACGUCAGAACAGCUCGAGCAGCUCUUCGUCCUUGAAACAGACCCCAAGUACUGUUGCCAGUUACAAGAGAAUUGCCUGUCUACCAGGCUCCGAGCCUACCAACAAUGGUGGUCAGACCAGACACCGCAUUUACCCGGCACUCGUGGGCCCUUUGGAGGCCAGGCUGCUAGCAUUGCCAGCAGCGGCUGUGUCUCGCCGGGCUUGCUGUGCACCACCAUCAGAGAUACCGCAAGAUGAAGUCACAGUCCCAGACUCUGUACCGGCCGAAGGAGGAAAGACAAGACAAGCUAUCUCUAAGUGGACCAAGAGAUUUGGCUUCUCCCACAGAUGA
Fusarium pseudograminearum CS3096 is the source of this 1518-nucleotide messenger RNA. RefSeq lists its product as uncharacterized. The record is from RefSeq and is a predicted model, not a curated record. The transcript is spliced from 7 exons. NCBI's taxonomy places the organism in Eukaryota, Fungi, Ascomycota, Sordariomycetes, Hypocreales, Nectriaceae. Bases 1 to 1518 code for a protein of 505 amino acids.